This is a messenger RNA of Schistosoma bovis, 2546 nucleotides long. Lineage: Eukaryota; Metazoa; Platyhelminthes; Trematoda; Strigeidida; Schistosomatidae. The record is from the annotation of a GenBank genome assembly.
GCCUUCUCGUCAAGUCUACUUUUUCUAGUGUUAAAUAAUUUAACUAAAAGAUUGGGUCAAUAUUGUUAUUUGUGCAAGAAUAUUAAUAUAAAUGUCUAUAUUUAAAAGGUAUAUCACUAAAACUGUAGUGGCUAUUGUAAAGAAGUAUACAAAAUUAGUGACAUAUUUGGAAAACAAAUGGGAAGGUAAACAUGCUUCAUCAUUUCAUAAUUAUAAAUUAUUUAAAAAUGGUGUCCACUCGACGUUGAUAGAUUUGGGUGACCUCAGUCAGUUAUGGAUAGAUAUUACUUGUCGUUCUCAGUCAAUCUUAGAAAUCCUACCGACUCUUAGUAGACAUCAGGUGUAUGUCCUACGUCAGGUGCCUAAAGAUUUGGUGAAGAUUUUGCCUGUUAUGCUUCUUGCUCCAUUACCAGGAACAAUACUAAUUUUACCAAUCUUUUUUGCUUUUCCUCGUAUUUUUCUGUCACGAGCAUUUUGGACACCAGAACAAUGUAAAUCUAUCGAUUCAAAAUGUUUGAAAGAUCGAUUUGACUAUAAUACUCAAUCUUUAUUAAAGUCUAAGCUCUUAACAAUAAUUAAUUCGUCCCCAUGUUCUAUGAAUUAUUCUCAACCUAUUUUGAAGUCUUUAAGAAAGUUAGCUAGUGCGUUAAGUCAGGUUUCAAUAUUAGAACCAAUUUCAAUCGAACAAAUUCGUGAUUUAGUACCUGCUUUCAAAGGUCCAUUAUCUUUAGAACAAUUGGAUACAAGUCAUUUAGCGGCUUUAUGUCGAUUACACGGUCUCUCUAUAUAUUCAUAUAUUUGGAUGAUGAAUACAUUAUUAUGGAGUGAUUUAUUCAAGAGAAAAUCCAUUCUAAAAACAUCUCGUAUACUUGUAUUAAAGAAACAUGCAUAUUUCUUAUAUGUUGAAGAUCAAUGUAUGCAAAAAGAUAAGUUAUUCAAUGAUAAUUCCUUAUCGAUUUUACAAAAUUCUGAAUUGAAACAACUUUGUUUACUACGAGGAAUUAAUCCGUACUUAUUAAAUCAUAAAGAUUUGGAGGAAAAAUUACAGUAUUGGAUUUCAGCAUCAACCGUUGCUUCAGACAUCAAUUGUGGCAAAUUCGUGUCAGACGCGAGGUACUAUAUUGUUAAUGUUUGAGCUGAGGAGAUUUGUUGUUAUGUAGUGGAUGCUGUUAUGUUCUAAAUGGACUUGUUUAUUAUCCUGUGAUUAGAUUGUCAAUUACAAUACCGGCUUAUAUGUCCUUUUAAUUGUACCAAACCAACGACACGUUGACCAGUAUGAACAGGGUAGAGUGAAUUUCUGACUCCUUAUUCGUCCUUCUUGCCUUGCCCUGCCCGCUGAGUUCAGAACACAAAUCUCAGCUUCCUCUGUGUGAAUCAUAUAUUUCAGACGUACGCCAUUUAUAUACAAGCAAGUCAGGCCGCAUCAUACUAUAAAAUAGGAAAUAACAACUAUACAAGAUCAAGUGAAAAUUGGCUGUCAGUAUGAGAUAGAUUGAGGGUAACUUAUGAUUAGUAAAUCGAAUAAUAAUAGCCAAUAGGUCAAAUAAAAUCUUAUAUUAAGAGAAAUAUAAAUAUAUAUAAUCUAGUUACCUAGUAGUUUUACAAUAAGAAUAUACAUAUAAUAGUUCCUACAAAGUGCCCAUAAUUUAAUAUUUUUCGGAUACAACAGACACUACUCACAACAUUGCUUGUAAGUAGUAUGUUGUGAAAUGUGACCUUGAAGUUGUUGGAAAGAAUGAACAGUUUCGGCACGGCGUUGACAGAAUAUUUGGACACCAAAUGUUUAAAUUGUUCAGAUUGCAGAACACACCAAAACAUACAAAUGGAUGAUUGAAGGCUUUGUAUAUAUGUAUUUUGUAAACCCAUUGUAACUUCUCAAUAUAAACAUAGAUCCCAUCUGACUAUUGUCUUCUUUCACGUUUCAUGUCGUUGUGUAAAACUUGUACUUGGAAAAGGAGAAACAGUGAUUAACAUGACACCAAAAUAAAAAGACAAAAUCUGACAAGUGACCUUUCAAAAAUACGAUUUUAAGCAAACGUACUCAUUUAUACAUCAAUUUUACUGACAUUAAAUGAUUAAUUACCGAAUUUCACAACUAACGGUAAAUACCAAAAUGAAAUUGACAUUGAAUUAAUACAUAGAAUAUUAUACUGAAAAAAUGUCAUAUUUAAAUAAAGUUUUAUGUUAACCAAUAUAUUACCCUUCAAACAAAACUAAUAUUCAACUGGACAAAUAUCAUACUGAGUCGAACCAUGAUCUCGUGAUUUGGAUUGCAUCCUAACAUUUAUUCUUUAACUGAGAUUCGGUUACCACAUAUUUCGAAAGGAAAAUCAUCACUAGCAUACUUAAUCAAAGUUGUUCUUUUUUCAAAAUUUGACCGAUAUCAGCUUGAAAAGUUCAAUUUUUUGUUACCAAUUAACUGCAGUCCAUGUAGUGUAGUGAACAAGAACACGAGUGGGGGACAAUCGACUGUAUUUGAGCAUAAAAUUACAGAGCAUCUCAUUAAAAUCUAAGAAUCAUAUAGUAAAUGCUUAAUUUGCAAAAUG